GUUAAAGAGUCUUAUUAUUUUAGAUUUAUACUCAUGUAUUCAUAGCAGAGAUCCGAGACUCGCCGAGUUUCCUCGCCUCGCCACGAGGCGAGGCGAGGCGGCAUUUUCUACACCGCGGCGAGCACGAGUUGACUUUGUAACUCGCCGAGUCGACUCGCCUAUAUUUAGAAUGUUAUUUUUGAUGAAUAAAUAGCAAAUCGAUGUCGACAUCUUUCAAUUUUAUGGUAAAUUUUUUAGCGUAUCUAUUGGCUAUGAAAUUAAACUAAUGGGAGGAAUGAAUGACUAUUCAUUCAUCCGUACAUAUACUUAAUCUAUUCGGUCUAGUCCAGUCAUUUCAUUUUCGUAAUUCACAGUGUACUUUGUUUAUCAUAUGAUAGAUACUUGAACUUGAAUGUAUUACAAUGUAAAUAUAUUUCUAGAUACGUAUUAUGUGUUCCAAAAACUCUUGUUCUUCUCCUGAUGAUAUUAUCGACGUCACACAAGAGAAUUAUGCAGAUUCGAACAACGUUGGCUAUACAUUGUUGAAUACAUCUAAAAUAUCCUGUAAAAUGAUUUACAGUUUGUUGAUACAGAAGGAUCCACGUGUAAUCUUAACCGAAAAUACGAAGAAGCACACUUCAGACUGCUGGAGUCAGUUUAGAUAUCCUGCAAUCAUUGAUGAUAAAGGUGCUGUGGUGACAAAAUUAGACAAAUUUGUCUCAUGUAAAUAUUGCUUUAUCACAUUUUCUUAUAAUAACAAUAGCACUUCACAAAUGAACAAACAUAAUUGUCGAAAUUCACCAGUUAAAUGCUCAACAAAAUCUGAUACAACAUCUUCAUCGUCUUUCAAACAAAAAAAAUCUUAUCUUUCACCUGUAAUCGUCCAGGAUCAAUUAAACUGAACGAAGAAGAAAACAAAAAGGUAAAAAAUCUUCUUGUAGAAUGGGUCUGUAUGGAUAUAAGACCUUUCUCGAUUGUCAAUGAUGCAGGACUUCGAUGUCUCGUUCAAGAAUGUAUUUCUUUGGGUAUUCCACAACAUUUACACUAAUAUUCCUUGCUUUUUAAAUAUUUUUUGUUUCUUCAUAGGGGCCAAAUAUGGAAACAUUCAUGUUGAUGAUAUAUUAUUCAGUGCCGAUACUACUUCAUCACAAGUAGCAAAAUUAGCCAACGAAUAUCGUUCUAUUAUUCGACAAAAACUUAUUGAACCUUUAUCACAACAGGCUGUCACAAUAUGUCCUGAUCUUUGGAGUGAUUCUCAUAGACAAGUUUCAUAUUUGGGAAUUAGUGUUUGUUUUACAGAUGAAAAUCAUCAUUUUUUUGCGUAUGAUCUUUGUUGUCAUCCUUACACUGAAGUUGAUAAAAGUGCCGAAAAUAUUAUUAUUGCAAUUAAAAAAGCUCUUGAACCUUUUGGUAUUACUGAUCUAUCUCAAAUAAACUUUGUUAGUGAUAGAGGCCCAAAUUUUGUUAAAGCACUUAAACCGUAUUCACCAACAUAUUGUGUAGGCCACAGGCUCAAUAAUAUUAUCAAAACAUGUUUUUACCAAACGGGCAAAAUAAAAUAUAAAGCCGAUGAUUAUAUUACGAAUGAAACAAUUGAAUCAGUUUGCUCAUCAGAUUCUGAAGACGAUAAUGAUAAUUAUGACCGCUGUACUAUCUUAGCAUCUUCAUAUGGCUAUGAUUUAAUUGAUAUCGAUGCAAUAGAUAUUCCAUCAUCUGCAGCUAAUAUCCUGAAAACAAUAUCAUCUUGCAAAAAUUUGGAUCAAGGUGGUGUUGCUGUACUGCAAGCAACGGUUGUUAGAUGGUUAUCAAUGAGUCAACUUCUUGAAUCAAUUAAUCGUUCAUACCGACAAAUAAAAAAGAUUUUGGGAGAUAGAAAAAAAAUUAUUGUUCUCGAUAAACUUAUAAUUUUACAGCUUAUUAUUCUUUUACGACCAUUCAAACAUAUUAUUUUAUUUCUACAAAAGGGCAAAGAACCCACAUUACAUCUUGUUACAAUAGCGAUUCUAACACUACGUGAUGCUUUUAAUACACAUAAAUCUUUAUUGGAAUAUGGUCAAAGUUAUCAAGCAAAUCCAUCAGGAGAAGAACUUGAGGAAGAUGAUGAAUAUUUAGAAGAAAGCGAGGGAGUGCGUUUUUUUCGUAUACGUCUUUACCAAUUACUUAAUACCAUGUUCGUGUUAGAACCAAUUCAUCUAGCUGCUACAUUGUUACAUCCUCGAUACAAAUUAUUGAAGAAAUGUUCUUCAUAUGAAGUACGUGAGUGUUAUGCAUACAUUCGAACUCGAAUGGCUCAUAUCAAAGCUAAAGAAAAGAACAAAACUACAAGUUCUACUACACAAGGACAAACUAAAACUACUGAUGAUGCAAAUACAUUUGAACCUGCUAAAAAGAAGCCCAAACGUUUCGGAGAAGACUUUGAAACAGGCAAUGUAAGCGAUGAAUUUGAUGACGAGCACGACGAUGAAUUAAGUAAAUAUCUUAAGCAGCGUAUUGAUAUCAAUUCAAUCAAAGAUAAUCCUUUAACGUUUUGGUAUGAAAAUCGAUUCAUUUAUCCAAUAUUAUCACAGCUUGCCCGAUCCAUUUUUUCAAUUCCAGCCACGACAGCGAAUGUUGAGCGCCAAUUCAGUGCCGGUGGUUUGAUAGUUAAUUCUAGACGUACUCGUUUAAAUCCACAACAAAUAAACAAUUCAUUGUUUAUACGUUCAGUAAAAAAAAAUGAAUGA
Molecule: messenger RNA, 2702 nt
Organism: Rotaria sp. Silwood1
Lineage: Eukaryota; Metazoa; Rotifera; Eurotatoria; Philodinida; Philodinidae
Source: the annotation of a GenBank genome assembly